Carassius gibelio (silver crucian carp) is the source of this 4694-nucleotide messenger RNA. RefSeq names its product breast cancer anti-estrogen resistance protein 1. Gene Ontology annotation, biological process: cell surface receptor protein tyrosine kinase signaling pathway; cell migration. Gene Ontology annotation, molecular function: protein binding. The record is from RefSeq and is a predicted model, not a curated record. The transcript has 9 exons. The coding region runs from base 422 to 3328 and encodes 968 amino acids. Gene Ontology annotation, cellular component: focal adhesion; cytoplasm; plasma membrane. Lineage: Eukaryota; Metazoa; Chordata; Actinopteri; Cypriniformes; Cyprinidae.
GAGCAGCGUGCUGGUUCGCUGUGCUAUGAAGUGUCAGUGCAUGCCACCGCAAUACAGAUAAACACAAGCCAGUUCAUUCCUUACUGUACGGAAAAAACGAGUGAAGAAGAGAAGCGUUUUAAUACGAACACAGCCGUUUUAUUAGUAGCCCGACAGCAGCUCUCUGGAGAGGAGGAGUGAAACUGCGCAGCGCUGUCUGUGCGAGGUGGAGCAGAGACACAUCUGAAACAUUCACAUCAAACUUCUCACCUCAUCGAGGCACGGAUUGCACCCUUACUACAGACAACAUGGAAUAGAAGGACUCCGAGAGAAGCCUAACAACACAAAUUGAUGUUUUCUGCUGAAUAAACGUUAGAGGGGAAGAAACUGGUCCGUUAAAAUCAGCAUCAGCUUUGUAGUGGAUUGAAAGAAGGAGCUCAAGAUGUCUGUACCGGUGUUCUGUAAAAUGUUUGACUGUCUGCAGGGGGCUCCAGCUGAGAUAGCAUCUAGAGCGUUAAACCCCUCAUCUGCAGGAUCUGGAACUCUUCUAGAGCAGCACCUACUUCCUACAGAGACGCUGAAUGUGUUGGCGAAGGCCCUGUACGACAAUGUGGCGGAGUCACCAGACGAGUUGUCCUUUCGCAAAGGUGACAUCAUGACCGUCCUGGAGCGGGACACGCAGGGGUUGGAAGGCUGGUGGCUCUGUUCGCUACAUGGACGUCAAGGCAUCGUUCCUGGCAACCGGCUGAAGAUCCUCGUGGGCAUGUAUGAUAAACAGCAACAGCAGCAGUUACAGCAGCAAUCGAGCCAACCAAGCCCAACCCAGAGCCAUCUCAACCUGCCUCAGAGUGCCUACAGCAAGCCUCCCCCUGCAUCCCAGUACACGGCCAUGCACCCUGCCUUCUCCUCCAGCUCCGCCAACUCAACCAACCCAGAUGGCGUCUACAUGCUUCCCCCCAGCCACGGCCUGCCUGCUCCCUCCAGCGUCUACCAGGUGCCCACCGGCCCCCAACCUCCACUGCCCCAACCCAAAGCUCCCGCUGUGGCACAAAAGCAAAGCCAUGCACUGUACCCUCCCACCCCACAGGAUGUCUACCAGGUGCCCCCCUCUAUUAGUGUUCCAGGCCAGGACAUCUACCAGGUGCCAUCCACUGCAGGAGGCCUGUGUCCAGGGCAAGAUGUGUACCAGGUGCCACCCUCUGUGAACCAGACACAAGAAGUUUACCAGAUUCCCCCAUCAAUAGAGAAGAGCUGGGACUCUCCCAAACCCAUGGGGAAGGUGGUUGUUCCCACGCGGGUUGGUCAAGUGUAUGUAUAUGACACGGGGAAAAAUGAACAGGAUGAGUACGACGUCCCCAGACACCUCCCACCCACCCAGGAUAUCUAUGACGUGCCGCCCACCCGCACCCAGUACAAUCAACAGGUUUAUGAUACUCCUCCCAUGGCUAUGAAAGGCCCACCCAGUAGAGAUGGUCAGGAGAUCUAUGACACUCCACCUAGUGUGGACAAGAGCCAGCUGCACUACCAACAAGCGGUAUAUGACAUUCCUCCAUCUGUCAGCAAAGAUGUUCCAGAUGGUCCAUUCAGGGAGGAAACAUACGACGUUCCUCCUCACUUUGCCAAGAUGAAGAGUCUGGAGAAUCAGAACCAGGCCUAUCUGUCUCAGAUCCCAGGCGGUCCCGAGUCUCCCAUUCCAGAGGACGUCUACGAUGUUCCUCCACCUCAGCUCAUAGGAAAACGACAGCCUGAGGGCCAGGAGAUCUAUGACAUCCCUGCCAGCCUGCGAAAGGGCGGCCCACAGGACCACCACCCUGCAGAUGUGUAUGAUUUCCCCCGUGAGCGACCAGCAGGCGAAGAAUCGGGCGAUUAUGUGUAUGAUGUGCCUCCGCAGGUGGUGCGUGACGCAGCGGCCACCGAGGAGCUCACUGUGAGCUUCAAACGCCUGUCAGCGUCCAGCACGGGGAGCACCCGCAGUAACCUCUCAACGUCUUCUCUGGACAUGGUGCCAGUGCGGGAAUCUUCUGGUCCUGGCCGCCUGCUGCUUCUGGAUCUAGACCAGGCCAUGGAGCGGCUGUCCCGUCAUCAACAGGCUGUGGAGAGCUCAGUGUCCCUUCUCAUGUCAUUCAUCAGUGGGAACUGGCGCAGCUCUACUCAAAUGGAGUCCAACCUCCCUGCUAUCCGACAGGCCGUGGACCGCAUUCGUGUGGCUGUCAGGGACCUGCUGGAGUUCGCUAGAGGAGCCGUGGCCAACGCCACCCAGGCCACCGACCGCACACUGCAGACCAAGCUCAGCAAGCAGCUGCAGAAGAUGGAGGAGGCCUUCCAAGGUCUGGUGAGGUACAGUCAGGCACUGGACUCCUUGGGCUGGUCCCCCGCGGCUCUGAUGGCACCUUCUACAGGCACCGGUGGGGACGACCUAGACCGGCUGGUCAUGUGUGCCCGAGGCGUGCCUGAUGACACCAAGCAGUUAGCAUCGUUCCUCCAUGGAAAUGCAUCUUUGCUCUUCAAACGGACAAACAAACAGCAGCAACUGCCGCUGCCACCCGUUCCUCAUACUGGUGACGUUCUGGGUCAGCUGACCAACAACAACAUCUCAGCAUAUCAGUCAGGCACACCUGAACGGGCCAAUAUCCAGUCCCGCCCAUUACCCUCUCCUCCCAAAUUCUCAGCUGAGGAAGAGACUCCAGACAGGCCGUGCGAGACGACAGAGGAGGGGUGGAUGGAGGAUUACGACUAUGUUCAUUUACAGGGUAAAGAAGAAUUUGAAAAGAACCAAAGACAGCUGUUGGAAAAAGGGAGCAUCAAACAGAAUAAGACUCUACUGGAACAGCAACAGCUAAAGCAGUUUGAGCGACUGGAGCAGGAGGUCUCCCGACCAAUCAACAGUGACAUUUCGGGCUGGACUCCGCCCUCUCACUACCCGCAGACUCCGCGCAGCAAGCUGUGCUCGGGCGACCGGCAGCUGCUGCUCUUUUACAUGGAGCAGUGCGAGGCCAACAUCACCACGCUCACCAACGCCAUCGACGCAUUCUACUCCUCCAUCAACAACAACCAGCCGCCCAAAAUCUUCGUCGCCCACAGCAAAUUCGUCAUCCUCAGCGCUCACAAGCUCGUCUUCAUCGGAGACACGCUCUCCAGGCAAGCCAAGUCUUCCGAGGUUCGCACCAGGGUGGCCCAGCACAGCAACACACUCUGCGAAAAGCUCAAAGACAUUGUGGUCAGCACCAAGACGGCGGCCCUGCAGUACCCCUCACCAGGGGCCGCCAGAGACAUGACGGAAAGGGUGCGGGAGCUGGCGGGCUGCACCCAGCAGUUCCGCAUGGCGCUCAAUCAGCUACUGGCCAUGUGAGUGCAGGGGUGAACGUGCCCCGGGACAGUCCAUGCACAGAGCCUGUUUUAAACUCACUGGACAAAUGUACCCUGUGCCACGAGCUUUUUAUCUCCAAAGGACAAAAUGAUUAAUGGGCAGAGCCAUUGGUUGUAAAUGAAUCAUUGUAAAUAUUUAAGUUGCUGUAUGUCAGGGACAAUGUAACACGGCGAAUCCAGGCGGUUGAGGAACUUUUUGAACCAGGGAGGAGAAAGAGAAGGAAACUAUCUAAAGAGUAGAUUUAAGACAUUAUGCAUUAUUAUAGCUAUAACUGUAAUUAUUGCUCUGAUUAUUAUUAUUGUCAACAUAAUUAUUAUUAUGAGAUGCUGACUAAAGGUGUUUAAAAUUUGAAUCGUGUAUGUAGAAGUACAACCAUUUCCAUGGAAGAUCAACAAUGGAGGGUUUUUUUUUAUGAAUUGUGCCUGUUAGAAGCAAAAAAUGGCAUUUAACGUUUAUCCUCUUGCUGUUGUUCGAAGAGGCUGAUCACAGAGCAUGCUGGGAGUGAGCCAAUCGGCAGACCUGAAACAUUCUUCUCAUUUACUGUGAGAGUACAGAGGACUUAUUUACCCACAUUUACCAAUGCAAAGCAACAAGAACGGGUGAAGAACACAUCAAAUUUGGACUACUUUUGGAACAUUUUGUGAAAUUGAAAUAUUUCUGAAAUAUUCCCUGCCUGUAAGCUCUCGAAUGCCUUUUCAUGGCUUUGCCCCUUUGGCAAGUUUUAAGCUAGUUUGAAAACAUAUCACGUCAUUAUUUGAGAUCUGAUUAUGUCCCUAAGAAGAGCCAAUAUUUAGUCUUUCAGCAUCAUUUGACCUCCAGUGUAGUGCCACUUCCUGCUGGACAGGUGCAUUGUGGCCACAUCCUGAGCGUUCCUGAUUUCAUAUUUAUCCUUUGUCUCUCAGAUAUCGCACCACAUCCAACAUAGACAGUGCAUUAAUGUACUAUAUCCAAAACCAGCUUGUUUAAACUCUCCCUCCAUUGCAUCCGUUUCUGAAUGGAGACCUGAACCACCUGUCUCGACUUCCCUCGCCUUGUCCUUUUGCUCCUUGUUGGUUGUAUUCUAAAUUUAAGAAUAUGUCAGAAAAGUAGUUUAAUGAAACUUAUUAAACUUUUUAAGUACUGCAACAUGUUGUUGUGUAUAUAGUCAAAAUCCUUAUCCAGUUGAAAAAAAAAAAGAUAAAAAAAAGAAGCAUUUAAGCCAAAUGGUGACCUGAUGUAUGUUGUACUGUUAAUCUGUUCUCAAAUCUGUGUUCAAGGGUUUGAAUGAUAUUGACAUAUAUGUUACUGUAAAUUGCAUAACUGGAAAUAUAUGUUUAAUAUAUUUUCAUUAAAAAAAUAAAUUCCUGUC